Tachysurus vachellii is the source of this 1487-nucleotide messenger RNA. It is a transcript of the gene nots, whose product is annotated as nothepsin. NCBI's taxonomy places the organism in Eukaryota, Metazoa, Chordata, Actinopteri, Siluriformes, Bagridae. The record is from RefSeq and is a predicted model, not a curated record. Gene Ontology annotation, biological process: proteolysis. Gene Ontology annotation, molecular function: aspartic-type endopeptidase activity. The transcript is spliced from 9 exons. The coding region runs from base 77 to 1312 and encodes 411 amino acids.
GCUAAUGUCCUCUGGGUCACUUGUUCUGUAUGAAAGUGUUAUAUGACCUUCUAAGAGAAAUAGACACUGACAAAUAAUGAAGAUGAAGCAAAUACUGCUGCUGCUCUUAUCCCUGUGCUCUGUUUAUGGCCUCGUGAGGGUGCCACUGAUGAAGAUGUCCACUCUGAGGAGUCAUUUAAGAGCGACUAACCAGCUGAUGGACUUUCUGAAGGAACAUCAGGUGGAUGCUUUCUCUCGCCGAUAUGCCCACUGUUAUCCGUCUAGCUUAGAAUCUCUGAAACCAGGAAAAGCAGCGGAGAGACUCUUCAACUUCAUGGAUGCACAGUACUAUGGACAGAUCAGCCUGGGAACCCCAGAGCAGAACUUCACUGUGAUCUUUGACACUGGAUCUGCUGAUUUGUGGGUGCCUUCAUCUUACUGUGUCAGUCAAGCAUGUGCUACACAUCACAGGUUCAAGGCAGUGGAGUCGAGCACCUACAUUCAUGAUGGUCGAAUCUUUGGCAUUCACUAUGGCUCUGGACACCUACUGGGCGUGAUGGCUAAAGAUAAGCUGACGGUGGGCUCUAUGAUUCUGCCGGAUCAAAUGUUUGGGGAGUCAGUGUACGAGCCAGGCAUGGCCUUCGUCAUGACCAAGUUCGAUGGGGUUUUGGGCCUUAGUUAUCCAUUGCUGGGGGAGGAGCUGGGAGCACCUGUAUUUGACAACAUGAUGAAGCAGAACAAAGUGGAAAAGCCCAUGUUUUCCUUCUACCUCAGCAAGAAUGGCAGCAGUCUGGGAGGUGAACUGUUGCUGGGAGGUAUGGAUGAAGAGCUCUUUAUUCCUCCCAUUAACUGGCUCCCAGUCACUCUAAAAGGCUAUUGGCAGAUCAAAAUAGAUGCAGUCAUGGUUCAGGGAAGUGCUACCUUCUGUCACUCACACAGCUGCCAAGCGAUUGUUGACACGGGAACGACUCUCUUCACCGGGCCAACAGCGUACAUCCUGAUCCUUCAGCAGCUCAUUGGAGCUACACCUACUGCAAUAGGAGAGUAUCUGGUUGAUUGCUCCAGGAUCAGCAGUUUGCCUGUGGUGUCUUUUGUACUUAACAGAGUAGAGUAUGUCUUUUCUGCAGAUACAUACAUCCGCAGAGAUACAAUAAAUGGAAAAGAAAUUUGCAUAAGCGGCUUUCAAGGGACAGAUAUCUCGUCUCCAUUUGGACCUGUCUGGAUUCUUGGGGACAUUUUCCUCUCAGAGGUUUACAGUAUCUAUGACAGAGGUGAGGACCGGGUUGGCUUUGCUCAACUCUCUGACAAGGUCAAAAGUGUCUCCACUCAGUAGCAGUGGAUGUUGGGCUCCAUCGCUUCCUGGUUCUCAAGAGCAGAACACUGAAAUAUUUAAUCUUUAAAAUCAUUUCUUUGAAUGCAGUCAGUUUUUUCACAGCUUUGAAAGGCAAGGCGAUUGACAUUUGACAUUUUGUGAUGACUAAUAAAUGAAUAAUUAAACUUAUAUUUAA